This is a messenger RNA of Grammomys surdaster, 1333 nucleotides long. RefSeq lists its product as uncharacterized. NCBI's taxonomy places the organism in Eukaryota, Metazoa, Chordata, Mammalia, Rodentia, Muridae. The record is from RefSeq and is a predicted model, not a curated record. The transcript has a single exon. The annotation marks the transcript as partial.
ACAGAAGGCUCCACUAUGGACAUCUGUCAAUCUAUUGAAAAUUUGUUUGGGGUUCCAGCUGAACUGAUGGAAUUUUCUCAAAGCCUGCUAGAGAGCGUUCCAAGGACCAUUUCUCAGACUUCAGUGGUUAAAAACUAUAUCCAGAGACAUAUUUUAUGUCACAGUAAUGAGAAAAAAAAGCCUCUAAAGAUGUGGACAGGUGGCUCCAUGUCUUCUAUAAUACAGCAAUACUCUGGUACUAGAUUAGGAGGAAAGAAAGCAAGCUCAAAGCUCAGCGAUAUAUUCCAGGAAGUCGCUGAGCAUGUGUCUGUGUCAUGUACCGGGGCCCGGUUUCCUGCCUCAUUGAAAUCAGAGUCUACUCUUGAGAUAUUUUACACUAGGGAAGAUUCUGUUUGCAGGGAGCAGAGUAAAAUCUCACCAUGUGGUUCACCGACUGGGACUUUUGAGUCCCAGCAUUCCCUCAAGACAAGUUCUCUCUCCCAGUCCAAGAACGAUAUCUCAGAACAGCUCCAACUGCUAAAAGAACUACAGCUAAAAAUAGCAGGAAAAUUCCUAAGAAGUCAAAUACCCCACAAUGUCCCUCCACCUUUAGCGUCAGGCUUUGUUCUAAAGUAUCCCAUCUGCUUACAAUGUGGCCGAUAUUCAGGAUUUAAUUGCCGUCAUAAGUUACAGUCUGCUUUGGGGCCAUACCUUCUUAUCUACCCACAACUCCACCUUUUAAGCACCCCCGAAGGCCAUGGUGAGAUUAGGUUGCAUCUUGGAUUUAGAUUGCAAACUAGGAAAAGACCUCAAGUCUCAAAGUAUGAAAGAAACAGAGCAAAUCCACGGAAGAGUGCUGCAUCACCAUCUCGAUGGAAAGCUAGAUUGUCUACACUGGCUUCCAGGAGUCCUAGUCCUAGAAGAGAUUUCCAGUCCAGAUCUUCCCUGUCUCCUGCUUCUGUACAAGUUCACACUCAACUAAAGAAUUGGCAUAGCCGCUGUGGUGUGGCAGGAAAGACAACAGCCAAAGACUAUGAAUUCUAUCAGGUUCACUCCGUAUCAGAGAGUGACUAUGAAAGCAUAGUGUCUAUGAAAACAUAUCCAGUGAAGAAAAUCGCCACGGGACCUGAAACACAAAAUCAAAAUCAGUACAAAAAUCAAAAUCACUACAGUACAAAAAUCAAAAUCACUACAAAAUCAGUACAAGCACAAAAGGCAGUCGUCCUAGAACACUGAGGGGUCUGCUAAGAAGCAGAAUUCAAACCACCCAAACAAGCACUGUUCCUUCCAAGAGACAACCUAAGAAAUCCUCCCCACCCAAAUUCAUCCAACUGCUUUUUCACAGCAUGAGGAA